GUUGCACACCAAGUUGAAAAUAAUUGUUUUUGUCUCAACAGUCAACACAAGAAUAAAAAAUAGUUUCUUGUACACUCAACCCUAUGAUACAGAAAAAGCAAAGCACAAAAACAAAACUUGAUUUGCUUGCAAAAGCUAAAUCUGUUUACAUGUAACAAAUAAUUGAAAUGGCAGAAACAACAGUGUCAUUUGUUUUAGAGAAACUCUGUAAUCUUGCAGAAAAAGAAGCAACUUUGCUUAUAGGUGUACAUGGAGACUUUCAAGAGAUCAAACAUGAACUUGAGAGCAUCAAAGCUUUUCUCAAGGAUGCAGAUACAAGAGCUGCUGAUGAAGGAGAAGGAGGAUCUUCUGAAGGAGUUAAAACUUGGGUGAAGCAGCUAAGAGAAGCAUCUUUUCACAUAGAAGAUGUGAUUGAUUGUUAUAGCAUGUAUUUGGUACAAAGGGAGAACUAUUCUGGAUGCAUAGCUCCAAUCAAAAAGGUAGCUCAAGUUAUCAAAACCAUGAAACAAAGGCAUAAGAUUGCUUCCGAUAUGAAAAACAUCAAGACUUCGGUUGGUGAAAUCAAAGAAAGAAGUGUGAGAUAUAAGUUUGUGGUUGACAAUGGACCAGGAAGCUCUAGAGGGACUACUGGAAAUGAAAGUUUUGGUGAUCUUCGAAUGGCUUCGCAUUUCAUUGAAGAGAACCAAGUUGUGGGAUUUGAGUCGCCAAGAGAUGAAUUGGUUAGUUGUUUGGUGGAGGGAACAAAUGAGCUCAUGUUGAUUUCUGUGGUUGGUAUGGGAGGACUUGGAAAAACAACUCUUUCUAAGCAUGUUUUUGAUAACAAGCUUGUGAAAAAGCACUUUGAUUGUCGAUGUUUCAUCACAGUUUCUCAAUCGUAUGAUAUGAAGGAGUUGUUGAUUGAUAUGGUAAAGAAGUUUUGCAAGGACAGCAAUGAGCCUACACCAAAGGGUCUGCAGGAGAUGGAUGACAUUACAUUGAUUGCUCAAGUGAGAGAAUACCUUGAAUCAAAAAGGUACUUAGUGUUUUUUGAUGAUGUUUGGAAAGAAAUUUUUUGUGAUGAGAUUGUAAAUGCUAUGUCUAAUAAUAAGAAAGGUAGUAGAAUCAUUGUGACCACUAGAACAAUGCAAGUAGCUGAAUAUUUUAGGAAAUCUUUUCAUGUUUAUAUUCACAAGCUACAACAUUUGUCUUCAAUGAAAGCUUGGGAACUGUUCUGCAAAAAGGCAUUUAGAUCUGAGGCUGGAAAUCUGUGUCCAAAAGAUCUUGAGAAAAUGUCCGAGGAAAUUGUUCAAAAAUGUGGAGGAUUACCACUGGCAAUUGUGGCCAUUGGUGGUCUUUUAUCAACAAAAUCUAAAACCAUUUUUGAGUGGGAAAAGGUGAGAAAAUAUCUGAGAAUAGAGUUAGAGAACAAUACACAUCUGACUGGUCUAAUGAGGAUAUUAUCCCUUAGUUAUGAUGAUUUGCCUUACCAUUUGAAAUCAUGUAUGUUAUAUUUUGGUAUAUAUCCUGAGGACUACGUCAUCAAACGGAAAAGAAUUACUCGGCAAUGGAUGGCUGAAGGGUUUGUUAAGAAUGAGCACACAAGACCAUUGGAGGAAGUUGCGGAAGAGUACAUGACAAAGUUGAUAAAUAGAAGUUUGGUUCAAGUUUCCAAAGAUGGUUUUGAUGGGAAAGUGAAAAGUUGUCAUGUUCAUGAUUUGAUGCGCGAAGUGAUCAUCAGAAAAGUGAAAGAUUCAAGCUUUUGCCAUUUGAUGCAUGAAGGUCAUGAACAAACCAUGGACGGAACAGUUAGGCGCUUCUCUAUAGCAGCUAACCCAAACAAUGUGUUGACCAGUACUGGUAACUCAGGAAUUCGCGCUGUAUUUGUUUUCGACAAAGGAGAACUGGAUGAACAUUUCAUGGAUGGAUUAGUUUCCAAGUUCAAGCUUUUGAAAGUACUUGAUUUUGAGAAAUCUCGGUUGAAUUAUGUUCCUGAUAACUUAGGGAACCUUUUCCACCUAACGUACCUGAACCUGAGUCAUACGAAAGUUAAGGUUAUUCCUAGAUCCAUUGGUAAGCUACUGAACUUAGAAACCUUGGAUUUAAGGCAAACUCAAGUGCGCGAGUUACCAAAAGAGAUGAAGAAGCUCACAAAGCUGAGACUUCUUCCGGUUUAUUACAGAAAAUAUGAAGGACAUUAUUCCAUGCUGAACUUUACAGAUGGUGUGCAAAUGCAAAAAGGUAUCGGGUGUUUGAUAUCUUUACAAAAGCUUUACUUUUUGGAAGCAGAUCAUGGUGGAAUAGACCUUAUCGAAGAGCUCAAAAAGUUGAAACAGUUAAGGAAGUUAGGCAUAAGGCGUGUGCGGAGUGAAUAUGGUAAUGCAUUAUGCAAUACAAUACAACAGAUGAACCAUCUUGAAUCUCUGAAUAUUACUGCUAUAGCGGAGGAUGAAAUUCUUGACUUGGAUUUUAUAUCAACUCCACCUAAUCUUAAAGUGCUCAACUUGAAAGGUAGACUAACAAAGUUGCCUAAUUGGAUUCCAAAACUCCAAUAUCUUGUGAAGUUAAGGCUUGGCUUAUCUAACUUCGAACAUGAUCCACUAGACUCUUUGAAGAACUUGCCAAAUUUAUUGAGGUUGAAUCUGUGGGAUGAUGCAUUUUCUGGUGAUAAUUUGCAUUUUGAAGUUGGAGGGUUUCUUAAGCUGAAGGAACUUGAUCUCACUAGAUUGAAUAAACUAAGUUCAAUCACUAUAGAGAAGGGUGCUUUACUUGGUCUUGAUCAUUUCAGAUUUAACAACAAUCCUCAGUUGAAGGUGGUUCCACAAGACCUUAAACACUUGGAAAACCUUCAAUUCCUUGGAUUUGCUGAUAUGCCACCUGAAUUGGUUGAAAGCAUUGAUCCACGCAAAGGUGGAGAAUUCCAUUCAGUAAUCAAGCAUAUUCCUCUAGUACUCAUUCGUCAGAAAGUCGGAUCAAGAUUUCAUGACUAUGAGUUGUACCCUAUUCCUACUCUAUCCAAUGUCUGAAAUAUCAAGAUACAAAUUCUCCAUGUAGCUGCUCAG
Molecule: messenger RNA, 3038 nt
Organism: Medicago truncatula (barrel medic)
Lineage: Eukaryota; Viridiplantae; Streptophyta; Magnoliopsida; Fabales; Fabaceae
Product: disease resistance protein RPM1
Exons: 2
Coding region: 168-3002 (944 amino acids)
Biological process (GO): defense response to other organism
Molecular function (GO): ADP binding
Source: RefSeq, a predicted model, not a curated record